AUAAAGGGGACAGAGAGACCGAAAGGGCUGGGGGCGGAGUAGCGGCCUCAAGAAUUCAAGCUUCCAGCCCGCCGCGCGAGCUUGCUAGUGCAGAUAGCGUGGGUGUGCCCCUUAUCUGCAUUCCACGGAGCGAGGCCUCACGGCCUCUACAUUCUCCUCCCUCAUUUUCUCUUGUUCCUCCAUAUCUCGUGGAUGAGUCCUGGCCCCUGACGAAGACCUUACUGUUCCACCAGCACAUAAGCGCGCUCUGCCUUAGUUUCCCCUAAAUCAGUGAGUGGCCGGGGGGUGGAACGCGGAACUCGUGGGACUUCUGGAGCUCAGGGUACCUCUCGAUCUGCCUUCCCGUAUCGCGCCCUUUUCCCAGGUUUCCCAAUGGUCCGGACCGUGGUCGUGCUUGGCGGAGGCAUCAGCGGCUUGGCUGCCUGUUACCAUCUGAGCCGAGCCCCCUGUCCCCCGAAGGUGGUCCUAGUGGAGGCCAGCAAGCGAUUAGGAGGCUGGAUCCGCUCAGUUCGAGGGCCCGAUGGUGCUAUCUUUGAACUUGGCCCUCGGGGAAUUCGGCCUGCUGGAGCCCUAGGAGCCCGGACCCUUCUCCUGGUUUCAGAGCUUGGCUUGGACUCAGAAGUGUUGCCUGUCCGAGGAGACCACCCAGCUGCCCGGAACAGGUUCCUGUAUGUAGGUGGUGCCCUGCACCCCCUUCCCAGCGGUCUCAGGGGAAUACUCCGCCCUUCACCUCCCUUCUCCAAACCUCUGUUUUGGGCUGGAUUAAGAGAGUUGAUGAAGCCCAGGGGCAAAGAGCCUGAUGAGACUGUACACAGUUUUGCCCAGCGCCGUCUUGGACCUGAGGUGGCGUCUCUAGCCAUGGACAGUCUCUGCCGUGGAGUGUUUGCAGGCAACAGCCGUGAGCUCAGCAUCAGGUCCUGCUUUCCCAGUCUCUUCCAAGCUGAGCAAACCCAUCGUUCCAUAUUAUUGGGGCUGCUGCUGGGGGCAGAGCAGAGCCCACAGCCAGACUCAGCACUUAUUCGCCAGGCCCGGGCUGAGCGCUGGAGCCAGUGGUCACUCCGUGGAGGGCUGGAGAUGUUGCCCCAGGCUCUUGACACCCACCUGACUAGUAGAGGGGUCAGUGUGCUUAGAGGACAGCCAGUCUGUGGGCUCAGCCUCCAGGCAAAAGGGCAAUGGAAGGUGUCUCUAGGGGACAGCAGUCUGGAGGCUGACCACAUUAUUAGUGCCAUUCCAGCUCCAGUGCUCAGUAAGCUGCUCCCUGCUGAGGCUGCACCUCUGGCUCAGAUCCUAAGUACCAUUACUGCGGUGUCGGUAGCUGUGGUAAACCUGCAGUACCGAGGAGCAUGUCUGCCUGUUCAGGGAUUUGGACAUUUGGUGCCAUCCUUGGAAGACUCAAGUGUCCUGGGAAUCGUAUAUGACUCAGUUGCUUUCCCUGAGCAGGAUGGGAGCCCCCCUGGCCUCAGAGUGACUGUGAUGUUGGGAGGUUCCUGGUUACAGACGUUGGAGGCUAGUGGCCAUGUCUUAUCUCAGGAGCUGUUCCAACAACAGGCACAGGAAGCAGUUGCCACACAAUUAGGACUGAAGGAGUCACCAAGUCACUGCUUGGUCCAUCUACACAAGAACUGCAUCCCCCAGUAUAAACUAGGCCACUGGCAAAAGCUGGAAUCAGCUAUGCAAUUCCUCACUGCUCAAAAGUUGCCCCUGACUCUGGCUGGCGCCUCCUACGAGGGGGUUGCUGUUAAUGACUGUAUAGAGAGUGGGCGCCAGGCAGCAGUCACUGUCCUGGGCACUGAACCUAGCAGCUGAUCUCCACUCCCACUCAUGAAAAUAAAAGUUGCUGGAGCUUA
Messenger RNA from Castor canadensis (American beaver), 1847 nucleotides. It is a transcript of the gene Ppox, whose product is annotated as protoporphyrinogen oxidase. Gene Ontology annotation, cellular component: mitochondrial inner membrane. The record is from RefSeq and is a predicted model, not a curated record. Gene Ontology annotation, biological process: heme biosynthetic process. Gene Ontology annotation, molecular function: protoporphyrinogen oxidase activity, oxygen as acceptor. NCBI's taxonomy places the organism in Eukaryota, Metazoa, Chordata, Mammalia, Rodentia, Castoridae.